This is a messenger RNA of Onychomys torridus (southern grasshopper mouse), 304 nucleotides long. Its product is annotated as protein Wfdc21. The transcript has 3 exons. The coding region runs from base 1 to 192 and encodes 63 amino acids. Lineage: Eukaryota; Metazoa; Chordata; Mammalia; Rodentia; Cricetidae. Gene Ontology annotation, molecular function: peptidase inhibitor activity. The record is from RefSeq and is a predicted model, not a curated record. Gene Ontology annotation, cellular component: extracellular region.
AUGAAGCUGGGAGCCUUCCUUCUCUUGGUGUCCCUUGUCACCCUCAGCCUGGAGGUACAGGAGCUUCAGGCAGCAGUGAGACCACUGCAACUUUUAGGCACCUGCGCUGAGCUCUGCAGAGGUGACUGGGACUGUGAGCCAGGGGAGAAAUGUCUCAGCAGUGGAUGCAGUAGCAUCUGUGCUACAAAUUAAGAACAGCUUCUGCCUGGAAAAAAUAUGCUGUCUGGAGCUUCGUGCCCAAGAAAGCAGUUGAAAAUGGAGGCCGUGGAUGAAGAUUACAAGGAGCACAGUGCAGAGGGACCAG